UGCUGUGCUCGGGUACAGAUGAAGAGACUUAUUUACUUAAAGAACAGGCUGUAGGAGGAUGAAUAAUUCAAGAGGCAGAGCCCUUCUGGGCUGAGGUCCUGGUCCUGCUUAAUCCGACUCUGUGUACUCGCCUUACGUUGUAGUGACUCACCGUGCAAACAGGUCUGUGAGGUGGCCACCGAGUCGGCGGGAGUUACUGCAGAGCUUAAAGUGACUUCUUAAGACUGGAAAAACUCUUCCAGACUAAUGAUCCCGAUGGCUUUCUAUUCUGCCUCUCACAUAAAGACAGGCCAGGAUGCUGUGAGCCUUCACUGCUGACUGGUGUUCACUCCAUUGUCCACCAGGACCCCCAGAUCUUAUUCAUGGUGCUCAGUCGCCUGUGGGUCCCAUCCUGUGCAAUGGCAAAAGGACCUGUAACUAACUGGACCCUACUGACCUCUGAACCACAAAGGAUAAGAGUGAAAAGAAGUGGGAGAAGCACACGAAGAAAAAGGAAGUGGAUAUACUUUCAUCUAGACUUCUUUCCUGCCCUUUAUUACUAAAACUGAAUGGAAAAGAGAGACUUCCGUGCCUUUCCUCCCCCAACCUCAGGGAUGGGUGGAUUGUAAAUACAGUGUGUGCAACUGGGAGAAUAGACUGAACCAUGAAUCUUCAGGCUCAGCAAAAGUCUUCAAGCAAAAGGACUGGGAAACGAAUUGCCUAUUUUAAUGAGCAGGAAAUAGCUGUGUCAUCAAAAGAACCACAGCAGCAGCUUAAGGAAGGACAGUACUAUGGUCACGGUGGGAAUAUACCUGUCUCCCAAACCAUGGAGAUUUCUCACGCAGGAGGAUUAACAAGUGCCCCCAACAAUGUUGCUUUGAUGAACUCUGUUUACAAUCACGAUAGAGCAGAAUCAAUGAUGAUGCCCCAAACGGUGGCAGCUGUCAAAUGGCAGAAUUCACUGAUGGGAAACCGGUUGCCAGAGAGGGGUGACAGCCACUGGCAGUCUCCACCUUCGAUGUGGAAUCACAGUAUGGUUUUUGGGGGCAACCCAAAAGGACCUCACUCCAAUGCUGGUGCCCCGGGCUUCUAUGGCCACUCCGAAGCUCUUAAAAGAAGUCAAGAGAAAGGAGUGUUUGUGUCACAGCUGGACUUGUAUGGAGAUGCUGUCCAGCAGAUGAUGUCCCAGAAGGCUCAGCUGGAGCAGCAAGCCCUGGUUAGACAGCAAGCUCAAAUGAAUUCUUUUCAUCAGAUGCAGAAACAGCAGCAGCAGAAUCAGAGUCUGCCGUUACAGCCUUUCCAACUUGCAUUUGGUCAUCAAGGCCAAAAGCAGGGUCUUCCUGAAUUGUUACAUGUCUUUCAAGAGGCCCCAGCUUCUUCCAGUCCAGCAUUUACUGCUCAACAAAAACAGCAGGCUCUUCCCCAACUACAACUGUUUGAAAAUUUCUAUCCUCAACAGCAGCAGCAGCAACAGGCUGCCACACAAGCCUUCAGUCUGCAGCAAACUACUUCCAUAGCACAGCCCCAUGUGGCAGCUGCAGCACCUCAGCAUCACAUGAUGGCACACCAGUUUCAGCAAACAGAGAGGAACCAGGAACUAUUCAAGGCUCUAACAGAGCAGAACCAACAGACUGUGCUACCUCAGACCCAGAUUCCCUUUCCAAGAAGGUCACGGAGACUCUCCAAAGAAGGUAUUUUGCCGACACCUGCAGGAGAAGCGUUGGCUUCCAAGCAGGCAGAAGAACAACCUAGCAAUUUAUUUCUGCAUCACUGGCAAACACAUCCGCAAGAGGUCCCAUUACAGCAGCCACCUGAAUCACUGGCCCACAACAAAAGUAGCUAUUCGCACCCCAAGAGAAUGGAUCUGGGGCAGAAGGAUGUCCCAGUCAACAGUGAGCUGUGCCAGAUGGAAACAGACAGGCAAGCCACAGCCCAGAACGGUAGAGAUGGGGAGAAACAGGUAGAAGCAGCUGAAGAAAACGCUCAGAGAAGUAAUGAUUUUCAGGGUGUCCGAGGUGGGGUAAUCCAGAGUACGCGACGGAGACGGCGUGUAUCUCAAGAAGCCAAUUUGCUAACUCUGGCCCAAAAAGCUGUUGAGCUGGCCUCUCUUCAGAAUGUAAAGGAACUGGAUACUUCAGAAGAGAAGGGUGUGCUGAUAGCAGCUCCAGGACCUACAGCUGCAAAAAGUGUUGUGGAAUUCGCCAGUUCUCCACCAGCUCCCAAAAGAGCCCGGGAGGAUAACAGUCUUGUGCCUCUUAUCAUUCCUGUGUCUGUGCCAGUGAGGAAAAUUGACUUCCAGAACCUUGGAAAGGAAAAGUCUGAAGAUGGGAAGCUCCAGAAAGGUCAAACAAAUGAUCGAUCUCCUUGUGAACGCAAGCCUUCUGUGAUAGUCACUCGGCGGCGAUCUAAUCGUAAUGCUAACAUGGAAACCUCAAAUCAGCAUGAAGAUGCUGUUCCAAAGGAUGAAGCAGAGGGCUUUGCCCGGAAACCAAAGCAGCGACCAAGACCUGAGCCACUUUUCAUACCACCGAAAGCUGGCACCUUUAUUGCACCACCUGUUUAUUCUAACAUUACUCCAUAUCAGAGCCACUUACGGUCACCUGUCCGUCUGGCAGAUCAUCCUUCAGAUAGGAACUUUGAGCUACCUCCUUACACUCCUCCACCAAUUCUUAGUCCAGUGAGAGAAGGAUCUGGGCUAUAUUUUAAUGCUAUCCUCUCUUCAAGUGGCCAUUCGGUUCCACCUCCAAUGACGCCUAAAAGUGCUCACAGAACUCUUCUUAGAUCAAAUAGUUCAGAAGUUACCCCUCCUGUUCUUACGGUAGUCGGGGAAGCCACCCCAGUCAGCAUUGAACCGCGAAUUAAUGUAGGAGCUCGCUUUCAAGCAGAAAUACCAUCACUCCAAGACAGAUCUCUGGCAGCAGUUGAUGAACAUAAAGCAGAGCUGGUGUGGCAGCCAUGGGGCGACCUGGAAACCAACAAAGUCACCCAAGAGAAUGUGGAAAAUCUUCUAGCUGCUGCCUGUUCAAGCAUUUUUCCUGGGGGCGGAACCAACCAGGAGCUGGCGCUGCAUUUCUUACAUGAAGCAAAGGGAAGCAUUCUGGGAGCUUUGACCAACCUGCUAUUGAAGAGGCCAGAACGAUCGCCUACCCACCCUUUGGCAGAUUAUCACUACACAGGAUCAGACAAGUGGAAAGUUGCUGAAAAAAAACUUUUCAACAAAGGCAUUGCAAUCUACAAGAAAGACUUUUUCUUGGUCCAAAAGCUUAUAAAAACCAAAACAGUGGCUCAGUGUGUGGAAUUCUACUACACGUACAAGAAACAGGUGAAAAUUGGUCGGAAUGGGACCUUAAUCUUUGGGGACAUUGAUGUUGCUAAUGAGAAGUCUAUGAAAGAUGAAGCUGAAGUUGACAUCAAGAGUUCCCAUAGGUUUGCACGUGUUCUUCCUCCCAGAAGGGACAUUUACAGUGAAGAACAGGAGCAUGAGGAGGAGGAGGAAGAGGAUGAAGAAGAGGAGGCAGAGGAAGGGCUGGAUAACAGAAAGAAGAGCACAGUUCCUAUCAAAGAUGAACAGACACUACAAGAUGGUGUAAUAGCCGAUGAUGCCGAUAUGAGGAGUCAAGAGGCGACUGUCACAGGCAGAAUUGGAAGGAAGCCAAGGGAGACAACAGUGAAGCCUCGAAAGCCUAUAACUUCUCCAGUGCAGAGGAGGCGGCGGAAACAGAAGAUAAAAUCAGAUGCUACCAGUAAAACUCAGAACACAGAAAACACAUUUCCAUGUAAAAAAUGUGGCAGGGUGUUCUACAAGGUGAAGAGCCGCAGCGCUCACAUGAAGAGCCACGCGGAGCAGGAAAAGAAGGCAGCUGCACUGAAGCAGCAAGAGAGAGAGGCAGCAGCAGCAGUGGCGGCGGCGGCGGCAGCGGCAGCCCACAGCCAGGCCCGGCAGGAAGAGAGCAGCGAGAGUGGGAGCAGCAGCAGUGGAAGCAGCAGUGCGAGCUCGGAUGAAGAUGGAGAAAUAUAGCAGCAGACCAGAAGUGGAGGGAGUAGCAUGGCUGGACCCACCUCCCUCUUGGUGGUCUCACUUUUUUUGCUUGCACUUUUCUUACCUGAAUCAUCAGGUCUCAGUUUCAGUGCUGCCAUUUCCUCGUGCCACAUGUUCCACUUCACCUCACCAGUACUGACCAAGCUGGAAUGGUGGAUGAAAAAAUUUGUUUCAACUUGGAUUUCUUUUUUUUUUUUUUUUUUUUUUAAACAAAUAAGAUUUCUAUUCUAUUUAUAAUGAUGCCUGAGGUACAUAGUAGAACAAUGUCACCUGCAGUGGAAUUAAGUUCUCUCUCAGGUCAGUCAGACCUUUUCUUUUUGUGCUUGUCUGGAACUGUAACAGGACUCCUGGAUAUAAAGGUUUCCAGACCGGAGCAAGAAAAAGAUGCUCUGCUCUGAGCUAAGUGUAUCCAGUUACUGUGACACUGGUGAUUUCUAGAUGUUUCCUUUCUCGGCAAGUUCUCCUUCCUGUUACACUUUCCUGGCUUUCUUUCUGAGCAUUUAUUCAGGCAGCCAACAAGUUUUGUGGAAAGACGGUGCACACUUUUGGCCUCUGCUUCACAAAAAUGAAAAGCAGGAUGAGAAAGAUGCUCUUCUUCCUUUUGAGAGGAAGUUUUAUUUUUCAAAAGGAAGCCUGAGGUUGUUUCUUUUAUGACAUUAAGAAUGCAGCAGUGGAUAUAAAAAUAUCCUGUGGGAUUAGAGUAGCCACAGUCCCCGUGGGUUGUCUCAUCUUGGAAAACAAAAUAGUCUGCCUUUGAUUAACUUAAUGGAAAGUAGUCUGGGCUUCACAAGUGCAAUUUGAAAUGAAAACUGCUGGUUUUGACUGCAUAAAUGGGAGCAAGUUUGUUUAGUGAAAAUGAACCACGGCCACCUUGUGCCCUGGAUUUUGUGCACCUCAGAGAUGGGAGGAAUGGACUCUCAUCUCCAGCAGUGAUCCCUCUGUGAAUGAAUGGCUUUUACCUCUCAACACAUCCAUUUCUUCUUUUGUGGCAGUCCUCAUUUAUUCCUUGAAAUUGCCAUCAUCAAGAGCUUGGAUGAUGGGGCCCUAGUUUCCCAAAUACUUCCUGUCAGACAGUAUGUACAUGUGGGAGAAGCUUGACACUGAUUUCCACACCAGUGGCUGGACAGCACUGCCUGCUGGGUUGUCCUGCUGUGAGCCUUGCUCUUUGCCAAAAGGCUGACUUUUCCUUCAGAACUGACACACGCUAAUAGCCCAAAAAGUCUAGUCACCAAAAACCUGCUGACGAAAGAGAGUUAAGAAGUAGUAGAUUGGUCCAGGUGACAUAGAUUUGCCCAGGAUUGUUCUGUACAUCUUUAUAACCCACAUUUAUCAUUAUUUUGUAAAGAUGCAAAGAAUGGAUGGCUUCCUUGUGCUUCACAGCUGGUCAGUCGGGGCCGUACCCCGGGGCUCCCUGGCGCCGGCACUGUCACACCACCUGCGUGCUGCUCGGCUGGCGCAGUUCCGGAGGAGCCGCUCGCUCCUGCCUUCCCAAGCAGGCAUCCUACCGGGUUGCUGUACAUGAACUACAGAAUGUUCCUGACUGGUUGAUUGUUUUUAAAUCUUGACCCUUCAAGCUGCUAUAUAAAUUCCAGGUUAACUAUGGAAAGUGGCGCUAACUCCAGCAUGCCAUUUGGCAAUCUUUUCCUGCCCCAUGGUUUUAUGCAACCAUGAUUGUUUCACUCUCUUAAGUCUGAGAGACUAUGUGUUGUAUCAUGUUUGUUUUGUCAUAUAUAUGCCUUUGGAUAGAGUCCUUUUUUCUUAAUAAAAGAAACAGUUACUACUCUUACAAAAUAAGUAGGAGUAUCAUUAAGGACUGCACUUUUUUCAGUGUUGACACUUUUGCCUUUAAGUGUUCGAUUUUCUGCCAAGGUUGUGUUUUUCAUUCCUAACAAAAUUAGUUUUCCUUGCAGCAUUUGGAUGAGUGUUCUAUGUCCCUACAUGCACAGGUCUUGUUGACUAACUAGGCUGUGGAAGCAGAUGGCAUGUCACAAAUUGUUAAAAUCGUUCAAAAACUGCAAAGAACUAAAAGCUACUAAUCUUUAAAAAGAAGCUUAAGCAAAUUAGUCUUCCUGUUAAGACUUUCAGAGUUAAUUGUUAUCUUUUUCCUUUUGUAAAUUGGAGAAAAUGCUUGUCUACCAUUAUCCUAGGGCCCUUAGAGAGAACAGAAGCUUUAGCACACAGGACAGACAGUAGGUGAAGCAGCUGGACCUCAUGGUCCACUUGUAUUGUACUGGCAUUAAUUCCAGUAAAAAGCAAUGAUGUAAUUAAAGUUCUGAAGUAUCUCUCUGGGAAGUGGCCAAUAGUUACCAGACCUUGAGAACUGCAGGGCAACAGUUCAGAAAUGAGCAGGGCUUGUGCAUAUAUCUAAAAAGGAUUUAAAGUAAUGUAGAUACAUUCAUUACAACAGUAUAACAGUAUUUGCCUGGAAUACCAGUGUCGCAGCAGCAGAACAGUGUACAGUUGCUUGACAGAGACUGGCAAGGCCUAGAAACACAUAACGAAGAAAUGGAGGUGGAAUUGGCACACAUUGAGAAACAUGGCAAAAACAGAUUUUUUUUUUUUAAUUUUUUUUUUUUUUUUUAGAUUGGAGAGGGGGAUUUUAUUAAACUUGAGAACUAAAAUAAGGUUAAUCAAACUGUCUUAGGAAAAUGCUUUUAUGGUCCUUGCAAAAUCAAUCAUUAUGUAAUCCCUCAGGACAAAAUGGAGACUGGUCAUAUUGGGACAAAGCAAAGCUCUGUCUCGCUCCAGCCCUUGUUUCUUGACAGCGAUCAGGAGCAGGUGGCUAGGAACAAGUGAGGGACAGUAUGGACUAGCAGGUAUAGUGCCAGCUAGAAAAUAAGGAUGCUAAACUAGAAGAAUUUAUGUGUGUUCUCCAGUAAGGCAGAUCUGCAGAGAGGUUUGUGCUGAAGUGUUCAGAAAAUCAGGAUGUUUCUCUGCCUUUUACUCUUCUGCUCUGUGUAUCACCUGCAAUUACUCUGGUAUUUUUAGUGUCUGGAAGUAUGCCUGGGUGAUAAUGAGCAGACAUUUAGUCAUGGCCCUCAGGAGUUUUCAAGCUUGAAGUUAGAUAUGGCAUAGAAAAUUAUGGUGACAAACAACUGAUCAGAUGAAAUGAAGUACAAAGAUUUAGGGGAUUGCUUUAAGUACCAAUUUAAUCAUCUUUCAGAUACGAUGAUGCUUGAGUGCAAGCAUUAUUACAGUCUUCCAAAGACCACAUCUUUCACUGAUUCUCCUUAUUUUAGGAAAUUGAUAUAAAAGUAAUUUUUCCUCUCAUCCAAGGAUACACCAUUGAGGUGGUGAUAAGAACAAAUUAAGAGUUUUUCUUUAAUUGCACAAAAAUGGUGUGUAUGCUACACACUGAAUUCAGUACUGGUUGUUUCUCUCUCACCCUGCUGCAGUAGAAGAGAACAGGAAGAUUUGAUAGCAGUGAGGUCUGUCACUGGAAGAAAAUCAGAAAAGGGCUUUUUCUGAGGAUAACCUCUAACAGCUGUGAGUUAGCACGGCUGACCAAAAUCAGGUAAAUGUUCCAAGUAAGUGGCAUCAAAUGGAAAUGUUUCUGAGCAUGUUUACAUAUUGCUAGUAGCUACCAGAAGACCCCUCUCCUGUCAUGGUAAUCAGUGAAAAUGUUCCUCUGAGUGUCUUGUUCAAAAACAAACAAGCAAAACCAAACCUGCUGCCCACUUGCUUACAGUAGGAGUUUGGAAUUGAUCCUACAUCUAAAUUAGAUCCUGCCUACUAGCAAGAGCUGGCAGAGAAUUGUUUUAAAAAAAACAACCAACCCCCAGUUGCUGUGGACAAAGCAUUUGAACUGAAUUUACUGCAGCACAGUGUUAACUGAAGGCUGUGUUGUUCCAGUUAUGAUUUUUAAAAAAAAAUAAAAAUUCUCGCCUGUGUUCUGUUGAUUUGUCUGUUAAUACCCCGUGCUCAUUGUCAUUGUUUAAAGGCCUGUUUACUGAUCCCCAUUUAGUAUCAGGGUUUGCUGUUAAUUUAGGAAAAAGGCAGUUAUGUUCAGUCGUUGAGUUUGAACAAGGCAUCUCUUUGCUUUAGCUGUCUUUACUAUGGGAACAAAUACAAGAGUAUAGACUGCAAUUCUGUAAAUGUGUACUAAUAGAUUUGCUUUUUACAGUGCGAGAUCAGGCUUCCAGUGGUCAGAUACGCAGUAGUCUGUCAGGUGACUGUGUUUCAAAGCCAUUAACUGUUUGAGCCUUGAUGCCAGCGGCGGGCGUUGUGGAGAUGCAGUGACAGAUCGCGUUUUGCCCUGAUCACGUACUUCUGCCUGUGUUGCCUGCCCUUUACAGAUAGAUUCAGUCUUUCAGGUUUGUGAUCUGCAUGGGAUAGCAUCUCAGUUUUGUAAGACACUGUGUGUAUAUAAUUACUAGAUAUAUGCAUGCACUUGUGAUGCAUAUCUGAUAUAGCUACAGGUGUUCCUGCAGUCUAGCUGCAAGAACAACUCUGCAUUUUUAAUUUCUUUUAUGUUUUUCCAUUUACUGAUACAGGUAACUGUAUCUGAGAGAACUCUAUUCUGUAAGUUGAAAGCCUACUGAAUUUCAAUUGGCUAUGCAGGACCUUGGCGUGUUGUUAGCUAGGACCAGGUAGGAAUAUAGCUGUUUAAAGGCAGGGCAAAGAGAAAUUCUAAAGCUUAAAGGUAACUCAUCUAUUAAUCCCAUACUAAACAAGUAAAGUCCAAAUUAGCUAAAAAGACCCUCUGAUUUACCAAACUGAGGCUUUUGGUCAUUUUUAUCAUUGCAACAAGCUUAGAUUAAUAUCAACAUUCAAAAAAAAGUGGUUCCUAAACCACAAAGAGUGAGCUUUCUCACUCUCAGCAGUUACACACUCUUAAUUCUCUUUCAGGCAGCGGACUAGAAAGUUCCUAUAUAUACAUAUCCUAUUUUACGAGAAAUGGGAGUAGGGAGGACUAUAGCCAUAGAAGUCUUGUCUGCUUUCAUACGACGGCACUUUUAGUCCCAUGAUUACCUCUGCCAGAAACCUCAUUCUAAACCACAUUUUCCCACAAAGACUUUCUCCCUGUUUUAUCUUCUGAUGUAUGCCGGAAAGUUUAUAAAGCUUUAAAGAGACAGAGAAGCAGUGUCUACAAAUCAUGUUUGAUUUUUGUGGGGGUGAGUUUCUGUGUAAAUUCGUCACUGGGGUUCAGCUGCUUUGCUCUCCCUCAUUCUCUCCUGUGUCAGAUGUUGGGAAGACACAAACUUUGAAUCCCCAGCUGUCUAAGGAUUUUUCUUUCCAAGACUAGGAUUCCACUGACAGCUGAGCCUGAAAACAAACCCUUAAGUUCUCCAGAUUAGAAGACAACAUAUAUUUUUAUAGAAAUGUUAAUUGUAUAUUUUAAAAAAGUUUCAUGCAGCUUCACAUGUAUUUUUCCCCUUGUAGUUCAGAUUUGAUAUACACUUUUUUGUGUUCAUUCUUUUUAUGUUCUGUUUUUAAAUUUGUAGUCAAAGCUUUGGUGUACUGUACAGGAGCAGUCAGCCUUUGUAAUUACUGUAUAAAUGCUUUAUAAUAAAGUAUAUUACUUUUAUUUUAACAAGUGAGCAGACACUUCCUUUUGUGUGUUUGCUGCCUAGGGCACCUUUUAAAAGACUGUUACAUGUUUAAAAUGUGUAUAUAUAUAAAUAUAUUUACCUGUUGCUGUACAGUUGUGAUAGACUGGACUGAAUUUAUUUUUUGUGUGCUUUUUUUAUAAAAUAUUAAUACACUAAAGGAAAUCUUGCUGAUGUGAUUGUAAUGUACUAUGUAACUUAUUUACUUAAUAUCCUCUAUAUAUCUAAAAAACCUUUUAUUAAACGAGGUUUAAAAA
This is a messenger RNA of Athene cunicularia (burrowing owl), 9824 nucleotides long. RefSeq names its product ELM2 and Myb/SANT domain containing 1 (gene MIDEAS). The transcript is spliced from 14 exons. NCBI's taxonomy places the organism in Eukaryota, Metazoa, Chordata, Aves, Strigiformes, Strigidae. Gene Ontology annotation, biological process: negative regulation of DNA-templated transcription; regulation of transcription by RNA polymerase II. Gene Ontology annotation, cellular component: transcription regulator complex; histone deacetylase complex. Gene Ontology annotation, molecular function: transcription corepressor activity. The coding region runs from base 644 to 3997 and encodes 1117 amino acids. The record is from RefSeq and is a predicted model, not a curated record.